AUCAAUUUGGAAUUGUUGGGAUACAAAUAGCAGAAGAUACUUUACAUCUAAGCAUUCUUAUCAGAGAUCAAAUGAAUAUUAAUAGAUAUUAUAAUAUAGAAUCGGCAAAAAUCCCUGUGCAAAAAUCAGAAGAGACUGUU
Racocetra persica is the source of this 140-nucleotide messenger RNA. The record is from the annotation of a GenBank genome assembly. Lineage: Eukaryota; Fungi; Glomeromycota; Glomeromycetes; Diversisporales; Gigasporaceae.